This is a messenger RNA of Penicillium taxi, 411 nucleotides long. RefSeq lists its product as uncharacterized. The record is from RefSeq and is a predicted model, not a curated record. Bases 1 to 411 code for a protein of 136 amino acids. Lineage: Eukaryota; Fungi; Ascomycota; Eurotiomycetes; Eurotiales; Aspergillaceae. The transcript is spliced from 2 exons.
AUGACGUCCAAGAAUCUGAACCGAACCAGGACCGAUAAAAUUCUUGCAGAGUUCAAAAUCGACCGCGCUGCCAACUCGCCUUAUCCUAUUCGAUACCUUUUAUUCGAUCGCAAAUUCAACCAGGAUAUGUUCUACGAAAUUCCGCAGGACGUGGAACCGGAAACCCUCAAAGCUGCCCUCAAUCAAUAUACCCGCGAGCGGAAAAAGACUAUCGAUCUGACUAGCGGUUGGGAAUUAUCUAUCUACGGCGAUAGUGAAUGUGAGACCAGCGUGACCUCUUCAUUUGAAGCGUCUGGCGAUAGAAACUAUACUCGUUUGACUAGUAGUCGCCGCAGCUUUGAAUGGGAUAAUGUUGGCGACUGUAUCAUGACUCUUUAUUCUUCGAGUGACUGUGACGAGGAUACCCUUUAA